CUGUUUUGCUGUGCCCAGGGCCCGACGCUCCGAAUUCGCAUAAUUUUUGCACCGCCACGCGCGCAGGGCGCGAACCGCCAAGGCCUCCUCGCCAUGGCCCACUGCGCGCCGGGCCCCUCCGCGCCCCCGCCCGCGCCGCACCCCUCGGCGCCCAAGGGCGCUGCCUCCUCCGCCGAGCGCGGGCGCCGCCUCCGCCCCGAGGCGGUGCAGGCCGUGCCCACCCCCUGCGCGCGGGGCGCGCACGCCCCCCGCGCGGGCCCGCGCGCGGCGGCGCCCCGGAGCCCCUCGCCCGCGCGGCCGGGGCCGCCGCCGAGCUCGGCGGCGCCCGCCGCCGGAGGGAGCCCUGCCGAGCGGCCUGCGGACUCGGAGCAGGUGCCGCUGGUGCUGGUGCCGGGCAGUCGGAUCGAGUAUUUCAGCAGGUCUAACGGCUGCUGGAUGCCCGUGCGCGUGGCCCGCGUGGACGCGGAGACGGGCGAGGUGGUGCUGGACGUGAAGCCGAACUCUCCGCUGUCGCUGGAGGAGCAGCGGUGCCUCCUGCGGCCGCGGACGCAGCCGGGCCCCUCGCAGCUCGACUGGGUGCGCCAGGUGCUGCGCGAGGGGCGCAUCGAGGCGGAGUCCGAGGCGCUCUUCGAGCGCUACGCGAGGCCCUCGGGCGGCGUGCGCCUGGUGCUCUGGGAGGACGCGCUCGCCGUGGGAGCGGCGCUGGACGCGCUGCUGGGCACCAGCGGCGCCGCCUGCUGCGUGCAGCAGCGCACGGAGGAUGCGGGGGGCCACGGGCUCUCGAUGGGGGCGUUCCGCGAGGUCUUCUGGGAGCUGCUGUGGGGCGUGCAGUGCGAGUGCGGGCAGGCCAUGCAGCACCGGGCCGUGCCGACGCUGCCGCAGUCCGGCAGGGCCUUCGAGGAGGCGUACGACCUGGGGCGGGACCUGGGCUCCGGGACAUUCGGCCACGUGAAGAUGGCGACGGACAGGAGGUCGGGCACCCAGCACGCGGUGAAGAUCAUCAGCAAAGCGAAGAUGCUGGAGCGCCCGCACCUGGACUCAGAGGUGGACCGGCUCAGCGCCCUGGACCACCCCAACAUCGUCAAGCUCUACGGCCAUUUCGAGGACGACCAGCAGAUCUACCUGGUCAUGGAUUUCUGUUCGGGCGGGGAGCUGCAGUCGGUCAUUUUCGAGAGCAUCGACUCGCGCCAGCAUCUGCGCGAGGCGUUCGUGGCCUGUGUGAUCUGCCAGGUGCUGCUGGCCAUCUCGCACGUGCACUCGCGGGGGAUCCUCCACCUCGACCUCAAGCCUGGCAACAUCCUGCUGAUGCCCAAGAAGCGGACGCUGCCCCCCGGGCGCCGGCCAGCUGCCGGUCACACGCUCUGCGACCUCGGCGAGAGCCCGCACGUGAUGGUGAUCGACCUGGGGGUCGCCCAGGUCUUCCGGCCCGGCGUGUUCGAGUGCGCAGGCCCGCGGGGCACGCCCACCACCAUGGCCCCGGAGGCCUGGCGCGGCGAGUUCACCCCGAGGGCCGACGUGUUCAGCUGCGGCGUGGUGCUCUUCGAGCUGCUGACGCUGGAGCUGCCCUUCGAGUGCCCCGCCGACCUGGACGCCGACGCGGCGCGGCGCUACUGGGCCACGCGCCCCCGCCCGCCGUGGGACAUCGCGCGCCACCGCUCCGCGGACGCGGCGGGCAUGUGCUCCGCCAUGGUCGCCCUGGAGCGGCGGAAGCGCCCCGAGGCGCGCCAGUGCCUCCAGGCCCCGUUCCUGGCCGGCUGCCCCGCCAGGGCCGCCGCCGCGCCCGAGGCCCUGGCCAGCGCCGACCCGGAGCAGGGAGCGGCGGCCGCCGCGGCGCGCGAGCGCCUCGUGCUGCGCCUGGCCGCGGCCCCGGAGCGCAGCCUGCUGCACACAGUGUGGCCUUGUCCAUCGCGCGGGCCUGGCCGGCGAACCAGCUGCCCACGGUGCAGCGGCUCUUCCAGGAACUGGACGUGGCCGGCACCGGCGUGCUGCAGCUGGGCCGCGUGA
Prorocentrum cordatum is the source of this 2004-nucleotide messenger RNA. NCBI's taxonomy places the organism in Eukaryota, Dinophyceae, Prorocentrales, Prorocentraceae. The record is from the annotation of a GenBank genome assembly.